This is a messenger RNA of Paramecium tetraurelia, 315 nucleotides long. RefSeq lists its product as uncharacterized. The record is from RefSeq and is a predicted model, not a curated record. NCBI's taxonomy places the organism in Eukaryota, Ciliophora, Oligohymenophorea, Peniculida, Parameciidae. The transcript is spliced from 2 exons.
AUGGGACUCAUCAUUUGUCACAACAUUCAUUCUAAAAAUAAGAAAGUCUCUUUUGUACAAGAUAAUGCAGACUAUUAAUAUAGACAAGGUUAGAAAUAAAGUUUAGACCUACCAUAUAGACACUACAUUAACAAGAGUAACUACAUUGCAAGUAUAUUGCAUCACGGACCUGGAAAAUUUAAUUAAAAAGGAAGUGUAAAAUUAAUGAACGGAAUAGGCCACAGCUCUAUUAUGUAAAGAAGAUUCUUGGAAAAAAUUAAUUUGAAUACCGCUUACUUUCACUCCAAACCACUCGUAAUCAUGAAUUCGUAAUGA